This is a messenger RNA of Hyaloscypha bicolor E, 366 nucleotides long. RefSeq lists its product as uncharacterized. NCBI's taxonomy places the organism in Eukaryota, Fungi, Ascomycota, Leotiomycetes, Helotiales, Hyaloscyphaceae. The record is from RefSeq and is a predicted model, not a curated record. Bases 58 to 294 code for a protein of 78 amino acids. The transcript has a single exon.
GCGACCCAUAGAAAUGCAACCCAGAGACUAAAAUCUUGAAAAAAUUAUAAAGCGGAGAUGAGGGAUGGAUAUGGAGCGGAGGCCAGGGAAGCGGAUGAGGCUACCUUACAACACAGACGGGAGUUAGACGUUAUCAAGAAUGAGCAUGACGAGAAGAUGAAAGCGCUCGAUGCGGAUUUCAAAGAACAAGUUGAGGCCGCAUUCGCGAAACAUGGCGCAUGGUUGGGAGAAGUUUCGGCGAGGCAGAAGAAGGAUCGAGGUGUGUGGUUUCGUGAAAGUCGGGAUAGUUUCUGAGCCCACUCGUUUAUGUUGGAACUAUUGAAAUGGGAGCAGUUUGUAGAGGUUGUAUUACUUUGGUAGGCUGCG